Manis javanica (Malayan pangolin) is the source of this 689-nucleotide messenger RNA. The record is from RefSeq and is a predicted model, not a curated record. NCBI's taxonomy places the organism in Eukaryota, Metazoa, Chordata, Mammalia, Pholidota, Manidae.
CAAUCCACAGCAUGGGGUUUAUGAAAGUUGUUAAGAAUAAGGCCUACUUCAAGAGAUACCAAGUAAAAUUUAGAAGACAGCAAGAGGGAAAAACUGAUUACAAUGCUCAGAAACACCUGGUGAUUCAGGAUAAAAGUAACUACAAUAUACCCAAAUACAGGAUGAUAGUUCAUGUAACCAACAGAGAUAUCAUUUGUCAGAUUGCUUAUGCCUGCAUGGAAGGGGAUGUGAUAGCUUGUGCAGCUUAUGCUCAUGAACUCCCAAAGGAUGGUGUGAAGGCUGGCCUGACAGAUUAUGCUGCAGCAUACUGCACUGGCCUGCUGCUGGCUCCCAGGCUUCUUAAUAGGUUUGGCAUGGACAAGAUCUAUGAAGGCCAAGUGGAGGUGAUGGGAGAUGAAUACAAUGUGGAAAGCAUUGAUGGUCAGCCUGGUGCCUUCACCUGCUAUUUGGAUGCAGGGCUUGCCAGAACUACUACUGGAAAUAAAGUUUUUGGGGCCAUCAAGGGAGCUGUGGAUGGAGGAUGAUCUAUCCCUCACAGUACCAAACGAUUCCCUCAUUAUGAUUCAGGAAGCAAGGAAUUCAAUGCAGCAGUACAUCGGAAACACAUCAUGGGGCAGAACGUCGCAGGUUACAUGCACUACCUAAUGGAAGAAGAUGAAGAUGCUUACAAGAAACAGUUCUGCCAGUAG